Syzygium oleosum is the source of this 4216-nucleotide messenger RNA. RefSeq lists its product as uncharacterized. NCBI's taxonomy places the organism in Eukaryota, Viridiplantae, Streptophyta, Magnoliopsida, Myrtales, Myrtaceae. The coding region runs from base 57 to 3671 and encodes 1204 amino acids. The record is from RefSeq and is a predicted model, not a curated record. Gene Ontology annotation, biological process: negative regulation of DNA recombination; nucleosome assembly; chromosome condensation. Gene Ontology annotation, molecular function: double-stranded DNA binding; nucleosomal DNA binding. Gene Ontology annotation, cellular component: nucleolus; nucleosome; nucleus. The transcript is spliced from 8 exons.
UCCUCCCAGCUUCGCCGCGCAGAACCCUAGACAAAAGAAAAAUCACUUCCGAAGCCAUGGGGGCCUCCACCGCCCAGCCUCCGCCGUCCUCCGCCGCCGCGCUCCCGUCGACCGCCGACUCCGUCCAGCUGUCUCCGGCGUCUCAGAAAAGGAUUGGAAAGCUUGCCGACAUGGUUCAGGCAACCCUCGCCAAGUUGGGACCUACCAAUGGAAUGCCUGCAUCCCAUUCCCGAAGUAGCAUCGAGAAGCAACUUAGCAAGUUAUUCCCAACUUUCCAGACUCCCGAUCACCCUACCUAUGCCUUGAUGAUUCGCAGGGCAAUUGAGGAACUAAAUGAGGAAGGGGGAUCUAGUGAGGAAUCGAUAUCUAAAUUCAUUAAGGAAGAAUAUCGGGAUUUGCCAUGGGGACACGCCAGCUUGUUGAGUCAUCAUCUAAAGAAGCUCAGUGAAUGUGGGGAGAUUAUUUCUGCUUCUAUGAACCAUUACACUUUACCAUCCGGUGACAACAAUUUCUCGGUACCUGGUCGGAGGGAUAAAAGUAAGAGAGGUGGCCGGCUAAGGAGCGAGAGAGAAAAGUUACCCAAAAAGAAAGAUGCAUUCUUCGAGAAAGAGAAUGUUGGAGUAGGGGAUAGAAGUAAGCAGCAAGGUUUUGUGAUUCAAGUUACCAACCCGCCGAAGAAAGCUCUCCGGUCAUUUAGGGGGACUGAGGGCAAAGAUCAGUCUCAGCAUCAACAAGUUCAGCUAAAUAGACUACAGGAGCUGGACAUGAUGAAAGAAGGAAGAAUAGGGGUUGAAGCAAAUGAAGUACCACAUGAAGCACAUAUGCAGGAAUGCGAAAGAAUUGAGGUCUCGGAGAAAGCACGAGAGGGAAUCGUUCAAGCGAUUGAAGAAGAAAAACAUGAAUGCCAACAAUCCAGAGCAGUUCAGCUGAAAGAGAAACAUCUUCAACAGCGUGAAGUACAUGAAGAAUCCAGAGCCCCAGAGCAGGAAAAUGAAGUAACUGAAAAUCAAGCUCAAUCGCGUGAGCAGCAUGACAAAGAUCGUAGUCAAUCAGUUGUUCACAAGGAUGAAGCUCAAAAACAAAUUGAUGCGGUUGUUGUGGAGCAGAAUUUACGACAUCAAACCCAGGAUAACAAAGCCAUGGAAGAAGAACAUUCAGGACAAGAACUUGAUCGGAAAUUAGUUGAACAGGAUAAAAGAAAUGAAAGGCGACUUCAAGUCAUCAAGGAGCAUGACCUACAAGAUCAACAGAAUGAGGUCCUUGGCGUAGAACUCCAGAUGUUGGAAAAAGAGAUAGCAGGGAUGGAAGAGCUUACUAAUCACCCGAGGCAACCAAUUGAAUUGGCUGACGAAAAUGUUGUCGCGCAAGAAACAUUAAUUGAAUCGAGCGACAGAAGUACUGAUGUUUGCACUGUGCAGGAGCAGCUACAGGAGAAACAAGGGGAGAUUCUCUCUAUUGUGGUCAGACCGGAUCCGCUUCCUCAUACUCCUACUUUUGAGGAAGUAGGUCCAUCACAUAUUUCCAAGGAGAAGUGUAUAGAUUUGCUAAAGCGGAACAAAGAGAUUGAGGGUCGGCUCAUGGCAAUUUUUGAAUCUUGGAAUGCAAUGGAGUCAUCAACCCACAUUUCUCGGCAGAAUCUGUUGGUGGAAGGCAAGAAUCAUGAAGCUUUAGAGGGGCAAAUGUUGACGAGUGACAUUGGAGAAAUAGAAAUUUUCACACAGAUGUGCCAGCAAGAAGGGAUUCAUACUCAAGUGAAGGCACCAAUAUUCAAUAUGAAGAAACAAGUGGAGCUUUCUAGUUCCAAGAGGCCACCAGAGGUUGAAGCAGCAGUAUUGCACAAUCAAUCUCUGAGGGAGAAGCAACCAAAGCUCUCUGACAAUGACUUACCCAGAUCACUGGAAGUUGAACUGGAGGCAUUAACAACUAAUCUUACUGUGGACAAGUCCGCUGGAUCUGGUUCAAUAACUACUGGUGCCUCUUUUGAUGUCCCACUCGUGGAUUUAGGGAAGUUUAAGAAGGUCCGAGAAACCGAAAUUUCUGAUCCUAAAUAUCAUGGUGAAGUUUUUAGUCAGCAGAAGACACCUGAGUCUCAGUCAGAUGCUGCCAUUAAUGCACGAGAGGAUGCACAGGCCUAUGAGCAAGCACAAUUAUUAGAACCUUCAUAUGAAGGAAAACCUUCACAGGUUAGAUCGCCAUUGGAAGAAGCACCUGCUUUGCCAGAUGGACCUGUGGAUUUGGAGCACGGUGAGAGAAGCCAAACUUCAUACCAGCUCGAUGGGGAGAGGCAGCAAGAACUUUCUGUUCAUGGCCAUGUGGUGGUGCCAGAAGCAGCCAAAUUUAUGCCUCCGGGUCAGACUCAACUGCAGAAUCUUGGACAACAGCAGCCAGCGAAAUUACAGCCUUGGGGACAAGGCUUCUUGAAUGUCAAAGGAAAUGGCGCUUCUGCCUUUAAGAUGAAGUCAAUAUCACUACAGAGCGAGCAACUGAGUCCUGAACGGCAUGAAUUCUCUGAAUCCCAAACAAGUUCUGUAUCUGCCCCUGUGGUUGGACUGCCUGCAGCAGUGCAUCAUGAGCAGGUGCAGAAUGAACUGCGACGAGAAAAAUUUCUUCCUCGGGAUUUUAAGCUUCCUCCUUCCAAAGCAUCCGCACUCCCUUUAAUUACUGGGCAAGAGAACGAGGCAAACGAGAAAAGCAGGCCGAUCAGGUGCUAUGGCCUAGAGUUAUUUGACCGUGAAGCAGUUGCUCCUUUCACAUUUCUGCGGAAGUCCUUGCAGCCAGAGCAGCAGAAACCCCUCCAAUCUGAAAAGAUGGCUACAAUGGCUAAAAUGUUACUUCUUCGGCAUAAACAGGAGCAGCCAUGCGAGCUUAAGCGAAUUAAGAACCAUUUGCAGCAAGAUGAGCCAAAGCUUCAAAUUGAAGAACCGGAAUCAAAUCAUCGGGUGUCCAAAAUGAAUUUGGAGAUUCUGCAAGAGGCAGUGGACAUUCCACAGCAACCGCAGCAUCGGAAAAGCAGGAGGAACACUAAACUGCAAAUGUUACGACAACAAUCAUCGUCGUACAAGAACAAAUUGCGCCCUCGAGCGUCAGAGCCCAUUCAAGUCGAUCUUGGCUUAGAUAGAUUACCUGCAGAUUUGUUGCCAUUAAAUCAUGAGACUGCUGUCAAGGCUGUUGUGCAACCACAGAUUGUGCGACAGGGACAACCACAGCUUAAAUGCUGUGGGAGGCCUCCUAAAACCAAGCAGCAGGGACAACCGGAGAUUAAACGUCUUGGGAGACCUCCUAAAUUAAGAUCAGAUGAGGAUGGAGUUGUCGGGACCUCUCCUUUAGAUCAGCAUCAUCAACAAUCAUGCGGUCCAGUCCUAGGGAAACCUCACAAACGGAAAGCCGGUGAUGCUACAUUUGAAGGAACCUUGCCUUCUGAUGCUACAUACGAAGGAACCUUGCCUUCUUCCGAGCAUGCACAGAAGCGGCAUCUUGGAAGACCACCUAAAGCCCAACCUGUUUUACAUGCAGGACUUUUUGAUCUGACAGAAAUUGAUAAAUCGCAGAGAGUCGAGCUUCCAUCUGGUGCUUCGAACCGGCAGGUCGCGGGUGGAGAAAGAAUCAAGAAGCCCCCUGAGUUGGUGUGUGCACCUCUACAAGUUCAGGGUGAAGGGGAACUCCCGGUGUAAGGUGCAUGUUGUCGUGGACCCAGUCAAGCAACCUCAUGGGCGAGGUAGCGGCCAGCGCAGUGGUCACAAAAAGCACCUGUCAGGCAUGAGGCUCCACCUCCAGCCAGAAGGUCGAUCUCAACGCUUGUUGGAGGACUAGUCGGGUGUAGAGGCCAAGAUGCCGCAGGUGGUUGCUAAGGCCUGAUAAGAGUGCUUAAAGGGAUAUUUAUAUAUGUGUGUAAUUUGCCUCUUCCAUUGCCCUGAUUUGUCUUAUAAAGUCCGUUGCCUGUGGAUGUGCUUUAAUUUGGGAGUUUUGCUUUGUAAAGAAAGUAUCGGAUUAGUCUUCGACAUGUUAGCUUUGUGUAUCUGUUAUUUACCAUCCGGACCGAGUUAUUCUUUUUUGCUUUUAAGUUGUCAUGCUACAAUUGGCGGAGAGCGUCCGUGUGGGUGCGUCAAUCGGGCACUGUAUCGACAUAUGUGGCAGUGGCACCACAAAGGCACAGUUUAGGAAGGGUCUCUGUAUCUCUGUUACUGUUUUAGUUUAGAAGAUGGAAUGUUUCAGUCAA